AUGGAUGCUGUCACGUCUAGCACAGUUGCUACCAUCUUGGCUCGGAAUCAUACUAGUGGACCAUCGGUUAUCCUUCUUAGUGAUGGGAGCGUCAUCGUUAGUGAUGGCUCUCAUGAUGACCUGGGGCCUCAGAUCAACCUCGUCAUCUGGGCCUUGACGGGCACAUCCUUUGGCUUCCUUGUUCUGAGGAUCUACUGCAAGGCCUUGCGUCAGCGCGGUUACUGGUGGGACGACUAUGUUUUGAUACUAGCUUGGGAUAAGAUAACCCUGGCUGCUGCAUCUGCGUUCACAUCAGCCUCUGUGAGCCUGGGCUACGGCAAGCAUCUCUGGGACUUCAAGCAGGAAGAGUUGAUUCGCCUCCCCCUAUUUGGACAGACAGCCGGCUUCUUCUCCAUCCUCGCCGCCCUCUGGAGCAAGACGUCCUUCGCCAUGACCGUUCUGCGGAUCUCGAGCGGCUGGAUCAGACGACUUAUCUGGUUCAUCAUCAUGUCUCUCACCAUCGUCAUGGGUAGUAGCGCGCUUUUCCAGUGGAUCCACUGCAUGCCGGUUGAGAAGACGUAUGAUUAUCGGGUCGAGGGAACCUGUUGGGCUCCCGGGAUCAUGGUUGGCUAUUUCAUGCUGACGACUAGUGAGUGCUGUUCUGUUCCCCAUGACAUUAUGUUACUAUUUACUGAUUUGAGUCCCGCUCAAGUUUGGUCGGGAACCAUGGACGUGGUACUGGCGCUUCUGCCCUGGAAGAUCAUAGGUGGUCUCGUGAUGAGCAGGAAGGAAAAGAUCGGUGUCAUGGUUGCCAUGAGCAUGGGCGUGUUUGCUGGUGCAGCGUCUCUCAUCAAAGCCACAAAGGUCGAAAGCCUCCGGAGUCCGGAUCCAGCGGACACGAUCGACCUGGUGAUUUGGGGCAUCGCCGAAGGCGCCAUCACCAUCAUUGCCGCUUCCAUCCCGAUCCUGCGAGCGCUACUCCGCGACCCCAACAAGUCCACCACGGACAACGUCUCUCAUUAUAUGGAACAGAAGCCGUCCCAGGCGGGUCAGGUUUAA
Thyridium curvatum is the source of this 1038-nucleotide messenger RNA. RefSeq lists its product as uncharacterized. The coding region runs from base 1 to 1038 and encodes 345 amino acids. The record is from RefSeq and is a predicted model, not a curated record. The transcript is spliced from 4 exons. NCBI's taxonomy places the organism in Eukaryota, Fungi, Ascomycota, Sordariomycetes, Thyridiales, Thyridiaceae.